Messenger RNA from Salvelinus namaycush (lake trout), 1578 nucleotides. RefSeq names its product cilia- and flagella-associated protein 100-like. The transcript has 13 exons. The record is from RefSeq and is a predicted model, not a curated record. Lineage: Eukaryota; Metazoa; Chordata; Actinopteri; Salmoniformes; Salmonidae. The coding region runs from base 1 to 1578 and encodes 525 amino acids.
AUGGAGACGCAGCUCUCUGGUAUUUACCUGGCAACAACCAGUGUUCAGUACGGUUGUGAGCGCCAGCGACAGCAGACGCUGAAGGUCCAUGAGAAGUCCACCUAUGCUGGGAGGAUACAAGCCAAGCAGGCUAACCUGAGGCAGGAGCUGAGACAGGGGCAGAAUGAGGUGUACCCCACCUCCUGCAGCAAGGCUGUGUCCACCCUCAGGGAUGAUCCGGCAUGGAGGAAAGCUGCCAUCCUGAACUCCAAUGACAGGGAGAAUAUUAGUGAGUACAUCACUAAGAAGAGAGAGAUGUUUCUCAUUGAGUACUCCCUGGCUGUGAAGAGGGAGGUGAUUCACAAGCUGGCCGAGGUGGCCACCAAGGAAGAGAACAGGCUGCAGCAGGCGGAGACAUUUCUGGACGAGGACACGGCCAUGUUUGAUGAGUUCCUCGAGGAGAAUGACAAGAACUCAGUGGAGGCAAUCAAAAUUGCUGAACACGAGACCAAAGCCAAACUGGAGAAGGUUGCAAAGAUCAAGAGGAUCUCAGGCAAAAUGGUGGCAGUGAAAAGUGACAUCUCCAAGAACGAGGAGAUCCUGAAGGAGUACACCCUGUACAAUGGCUUCCUGCUGAAGCUGUCCCCUACAGAGUGGCAGGAGAGACAGCAGGCUCGCAGGGCCAUGGUGGACAAGAUCAAAGCUGCCAUCAAGGAGAGGGAGGCUCAGCUAGCCGAGCCAGCCAAACCCGGCAGACAUAGAGAGAGUAUGGCCAGGGACCUGCCUCCUGUAUGUGACCCCAGGACUCCCCAGAGACAGAGUAUGAUGGGAACCAGAGAGAGCAUCAAGCCGAAGGAGGUUACAGUACCGGUGGAUGAGAGCAAACUGCCUGAAUAUGAGGAGCCGGAGCUGUUCUUCACUGACCCUCAGCAGCUGUUGGACCUGCUGACAGACCUGGAGAAGCAGAACCUGACUCUGAUCCAGAACUCCAGAGAGACAGAGGAGACCAUGGAGGAGUUCAAACACACUAUGGACAACACCCGCAACAAGAUGGACCAGGAGACAGAGCAGUUGACCCAGCAGAUUGACAUAAUUGCCCAUGCCAUCCAGAGAGAGAAGGACACUGCUGCUGAGCUGGAGCUCAAAUCACGACUCUUCUCCCUUGGGAAAUACAUGGCAGAGGACCAGGAUAUGAUGCUGGAGGCCCUGGGCAGGAAAGUGGCUGAGGUGUACAGGAGCUAUGCAGGGGAGAGUGGGGCCAACCUGACCACGCUGCAGAUGCUGACCAACAUCGAGGGCCACCUGGGGGAGUUGCUGGAGAAGGUGGAGCUGGUUCCCAAGGACCGCGUGCUCAUGGCCGAGAGGGCCAAGGAGAAGGAGAGGAGACUCAGGCUAAGGGUGGAGAAGGUUCGUGUGCAGAAGAUGCACCAAGAGGAGCGCCUGCGUAAAGCCCUGGAGAGAGCUCAGUCUGACACCAAGAGACCUACGGGGAAGAAGCUGAUGCCUCGCUCACUACCUCCGGUGACUGAGCAGUUAGUGAACAAUGAUGACGGAGACACUGACAUGGAGAAGGAGAAGCAGCUCUACUUCUUCACCUGA